UCAGACGGAUCGGCCCAUAAGCGCCUUGCCUCGCCAGUGACGUUGCGUCCGCCUUUAUUUUGUCUGUGCAAUCAAAACCUGUAAAUAAUCUGCAGCUGGAAAUAUGAUAAGAUCAAUGCGUUUGUAAAAUUGUAUAUUUUAUGGUUGUAUAAACCGUUUAAGAAAAAGAGGUAUAGCUUCAUGUCGAUUUUUCUUUCUUUUUUAAUUUAAGAAAAAAAGGAAAAUGGUGACUACGUGCAUGCAUAGUUUUGGUGUUUGCUACGUGCAGUGAAAGGGCGCAAUCGCGGCAAUAAAAGUAGGUCAAUGAACUUUCUUCUUUCACAAGAACUUAUUGUCUCUUGAGACCAGCGGCAGCGGUCAUCAAUGGGGAGGAAUAUACCAAGAAUUUACACACAUAUCGCCAUUUGAACGCGUGUGUGAAUAACAUUACAUUCCCUGACUCGUAGAGAGGGCUUUUAACCAACGGAAAAUGGAAAUCAGCCAGCUCAAUCUCCGCAUUUGGCGGUUUUCAAACGUGGUUCUUCGUCUGCCGAGCGUCUUCAUACUGGAGGCUAUUCAUCAGUCGAGACGGUCCAAGUCUCGCCUCAGUGGCUCGACCGAGAGCCUGGCCAGCCAUUGGGGGCUGGAACCGGAGACGGUGACGAUUGGAUCGCAAUAUCUGGGUUACUUCGUUGUGUUUCUCUUGCAUGCUUUACCCCUGAGAAUGCUGAUCAAGCUCUACAAGUUCAUUGUUGUUGGUCUCAUGCUUCUGGCUGCCCAUCUUCUCUCUGCGUACUCCCUGUCUGUCAGAGCUACAGACUCCCACAGCUCCUUCCCAUCAGCUGUGACGUUUGCUCUCGCUCAAGGGGUCAUCAGCCUCAUGUGUGCACAGCUAAUGGGGACGAAGCACGUGUGGGCCUUCGCUGCAUACGUGCUUCCUCAGAUUGCCAACCUGAGCGGUCUACCGUUGGACGCCCAAAAGUUGGCUCAUGGCGUGGCCCAAGCUGUCACGCUGGCUGAGGUCAGUGUCUUCACGCUGAGACACGUUCUUGUGCCAUACCGGCUGGCCUUGAUUGGAUACAAGACACUUCAAGAGUACGUCGAACUCUAUGGCAUCAUCAGUGUCAUCUUUGCCUUGUACAAUCGCUUCUUUGUGCCGAUGCUGUAUCUCAUUUUCUGGCUGGUGCUAUUUGCCCAUCGGCUCUACGUGUACUACUCAACAAAGGACCAUAAAAUUUUUGGGGAGCGCUGGGCGUUGGUGAUCUUUGCAGCUAUCGCGGACUGUUGUGAAAGCCCUUGGAGUUUGCUUGGUCUGUGCUACACAGUGUCCUACACGGCCUUCCUAGUGCUGCUUCUGUGCAAGAUGUAUCUCAAAGGUUUCAACAGCCUGGGAGGAGAGACCUUCCUCCAUCGUGGCUGGACGGAAGGCAUCACUGUGAUGCUGCUCGCCAUGGAAACCGGUCUCCUGGAGCUGAAGAAGCUGGAGAGAAUCCUGCUCCUGAGUGUGCUAAUGUACAUUGCUCUGUCAUCAACCAUCCAGUCAGUGUACGAGAUCUUAGACCCUGUGCUGCUGGCAUUAGCUGCAUCCAAUGACCGUAGCCCUUGGAAACAUUUCAAGGCAUUGAGCAUGUGCUUGGCUUUGAUGGCCACGCCUCUUUACCUGAGCUACAUGCUUUUCGCCAUGUUCGAAGCAGAACUGUGGCUGAUGAUCAUUGUGUCAAGCUGUCUGCUCACCACUGUCCAGACAUUUGGUUCAUUGACCAUCUACCUACUCUUUAUGGCAGAUCAUCGGCGCUCCACAUCUUGGGAGAGCUUGGACGACGUGGUGUAUGGCAUACACGCCAUGUGUCAUGUCCUGGAGUUCGGCAUCGCGCUCUCGGUACUCUUCUACGGCGGCAUGGAGUCCUUUCAUCGCGACUACAAUCUGCUUGGGGCAGCCGUCAUCCUCGUCCAUUGCUACUUUAACGUCCUCCAACGAGCCCAAGCCGGUUGGCAGAGUUUCCUCCACCGCAGGGAUGCGGUCCGUAAGAUCAAGUCAUUGCCCACGGCUACCCAAGAGGAGCUAUCCUCCCUCCGCGACGUCUGUGCCAUCUGUUUUGAGGAGAUGGCAUUUGCCAAGGUGACUCCCUGCAGACACUACUUUCACAGCGUCUGCCUGCGGCGGUGGCUGUACGUGCAGGACAAGUGUCCGCUGUGCCACAAGACCAUCAUACCAGAGAUGCCCAAGCCAUCUAAUGGAGGUGGAGACCCGGAAGAGGAGUUACCACGGCAACCACAUCAGGAUCUUGGACAAGGAGAUGCUAUGAUGGCACUUUAGUAACCAAUCCAUCAACAUGCCUUUCAUGCAUUUUCAUACAAAUUUACUUUUUAAAUUUUCACCUGAAGCUCUGUGUACUUCUGAAAUGAAUGUGAGAAAAAUCAGGUCAUUUGAUCAGUGUGUACCAAACAAUUAAUGGGUACAGUUAGCAUGUUUGAAUUUGUCUAACUUGUUUUGAUGAUCAGUUGUAUCUACGAGGAAAAAAGAUUCCUUCAUUUUGUUUUGUUCUUUCUUCUAUAAAAUCAUGAGCAUUUCAUUUAUUCUUUCAAUAAACUUGAAUGGAUGAUUGACAGCAGGUUCUUGUCUGAUUCCAAACAUUAUAAUUGCCAGAGUGUAUAUAUCGACAAACUUUAUCGAUUGUCAAAAGUAUGAUUUUAUUUUCUUCAUCAGGAAAAGCUGUGCCUGUUGUAUGUAUUGCCAUUAAGUUCAGCAAAGAUUUUUUUUAUUUUGUAAAGUUUUUCCAGCACAUUUGCCAACAAUGCCAAGUGCUAUGCCAGUAACAGUGUACUCGAUGCAUGUGUGAACCUGCAUGAAUUGGUACAGUCUUCUUUUACAGCUGAAAAAUUAUUUCCUAACUUGAAAUUUGGUUGUAAAAGAAAGUACACUUUGCCAGUUAAUUGAAACGGUCAGGUGGACGGAAUUUGGGCAAGUCUUGCCCCAAAUUGGGCGUUGGAAGCUUUGGGAACAAGUUAAGUGGUCCAUGUCGUAAAAUAUAGAUCUGUUACAGUAUUACAUUUAUAACAGGUUUGUUAAGGACCAAACCAUAAUUAUUGUUAUUAUAUGAGGCAAUAGUUUUCAUUGCUAUUGAGUCUUAGACCCUUGUGUCCUUCAAAAUUCAUCAUGGAGUUUUGGAGAAUUUUGCAGGAUUGAGAAAGGUCGGGCUAUCAUGAACAGUGGAUGAUGUAGGAGGACUUUGGAAUAUGCACUUGGUGGGCUAGUUUCAAAUAUCCACAUCUAGCUAGUCUUGAUAUGGGAACACCACUUGCGUGGUCAACCACUUGUCUCAUCAGCACCUGAAAAUUGGAUACAUGCUCCCAUGCAAUUUUGUCGAACUUGUUUGCUAACACUUAGACUUAGGGAGGCAAAGAUCCCCCUAACUUUAUAUUUGAAAAAGAAAAAGACAAGAAGCUGCCUUUCAUCGGUGGAAUAUUCUAAAAGGCUCUCAAUAAUAAUGCUGAAGGACUUGCAUGUUUUAUAGACCUUUAGGUUUAGUGUCAACUAUUUCAAAUCACAUUCCAACAUCAUGUCACAUGCUGUAAAAAUGCCCAGAAUCUUGACCAACUGUUUUACGCUGGUAGCUUCAUGAUGAUUAUGAUUUAUUUAGGUGUUGCAAGCUGAAAGCUUCCUGUCAUUUGGGCGUCACACUUGUGCUUGUACAUUUUAAAGCUAAAGUUAAAACUUGGCAUGUUUUUUUCCCAUCACUGUCAACUCCAUUUUUGUUGCCAAAUUGCUUUGGGUCUGUUUGUGUUGGCAGACUUCAAAUCCCUGUGCAAAGUGCAUUGCCAUUUUGGUUGUAACACGUUAUGUUCAAAGCCGUCAAAGGUGACCAGUUCAGUGAGGAUUUCCAUGUCUGUUUUGUCACUGUUCACUCACGGUGCAAAUUCCAAAGUUGUAAGAGAUCAUUCACCUGUGUACAGACAAACUUUGAUCAGUCUUUAAGAUUCAACCUCCGUGUCUUCAUACUGCCAAUGCAGUGCUUGUGCACUCGCUUUGAUCAGUUUUUAAGAUUCAACCUCCGUGUCUUCAUACUGCCAAUGCAGUGCUUGUGCACUCGCUUUGAUCAGUUUUUAGUCCUUUUGACAGUUACUUUAAGUAAACUUGGCCUGUCCAUGCACAAAAAUCAAUAUUUUGUUUACUCCUGACUACAUGUAUGAUAAAUUCAACAUCAUGUUGAUUAGAACAAACACACCACGAGGUAUGACACCAUUCAACAUACUGUCUGGUUGCUUGUUUAAUUGCAAUUUUAUUUGUAAGAAUGUUCAAACAUACACGUUUGUCUAAUAACAGCAUACUUCACCUUU
This is a messenger RNA of Acanthaster planci (crown-of-thorns starfish), 4317 nucleotides long. It is a transcript of the gene rnf145, whose product is annotated as ring finger protein 145. The record is from RefSeq and is a predicted model, not a curated record. Gene Ontology annotation, biological process: proteasome-mediated ubiquitin-dependent protein catabolic process; ERAD pathway. Gene Ontology annotation, molecular function: ubiquitin protein ligase activity; zinc ion binding. Gene Ontology annotation, cellular component: endomembrane system. NCBI's taxonomy places the organism in Eukaryota, Metazoa, Echinodermata, Asteroidea, Valvatida, Acanthasteridae.